Bipolaris victoriae FI3 is the source of this 1371-nucleotide messenger RNA. RefSeq names its product carbohydrate-binding module family 1 protein. Gene Ontology annotation, molecular function: cellulose binding. The record is from RefSeq and is a predicted model, not a curated record. Gene Ontology annotation, cellular component: extracellular region. The transcript is spliced from 4 exons. The coding region runs from base 1 to 1371 and encodes 456 amino acids. NCBI's taxonomy places the organism in Eukaryota, Fungi, Ascomycota, Dothideomycetes, Pleosporales, Pleosporaceae. Gene Ontology annotation, biological process: carbohydrate metabolic process.
AUGAAGACCGUCGCCACCAUCGCCGCCUUGGCCGCCAUGGCCAACGCCCACGCCACUUUCCAACAGCUCUGGAAGAAUGGAAAGGAUCUUGAGAGCACCUGCGCCAGGCUGCCUUCCACCAACAGCCCCAUCGAGGACUACACCAGCAAGGCUCUUCAGUGCAACGUCAGCCCUGCUGCCGCAAAGGGAAAGUGUGCUUUCGCAGCUGGUGACACAGUUACUAUUGAAAUGCACCAGCAGUUCAACAGCCGUGACUGCAAGACCGAGGCCAUUGGUGGUGCUCACUGGGGACCCGUCCUUGCCUACCUGUCCAAGGUUGAAGAUGCCGCCACUGCCGAUGGUUCCAGCGAGUUCUUUAAGAUCUACGAGAACACCUGGGCCAAGAACCCAGCCGCGUCUCAGGGAGACAACGACUUCUGGGGUACCAAGGACCUCAACUACAACUGCGGAAAGCUCGACUUCACCAUCCCCAAGGACCUCGCCGCUGGUGACUACCUCCUCCGCGCUGAGGCUAUUGCGCUUCACGCUGCUGGCCCUGCUGGUGGUGCUCAGCACUACGUCACUUGCUACCAGCUUACUGUUACUGGUAGCGGUACUCUCGCGCCCAAAGGUGUCACAUUCCCUGAGGCCUACAGCAAGACUGGCCCAGGUCUUGGUUUCUCUAUCCACGCCAACCUCGACUCUUACCCUGCCCCUGGUCCUAAGCUGAUUGCUGGCGGUACCAAGGCCACCCCCUCCCUCCUGACCUUUGGCACCCUUUCUGGUGCUCCUGCUCCUGAGGCUGGUGCUCCUGCUGAUGAUGAGACUCCUGUCGCUUCCGCUUCGUCUGCUGCCGCUUCCACUCCCGCUGCCACUCCUAGCAGCCCCGCCGAGGAUGCUGAGCCCUCUGCUACCCCUGCUGAGACUCCCGCCCCUGUUGAAUACUACCAGUGUGGCGGCAUGAACUACAAGGGUGCGACUGAAUGUGCCGAGGGCCUUGAGUGCAAGCAGUGGAACCCCUACUACUUCCAGUGCGUCAAGUCUGGAUCCAGCAACGGUUCCCAGUCUCCCCCAUCCAACAACGCUCCUUCCACCGGCGCUCCCUCUACCGGUGCUCCUUCCACCGGCGCUCCCUCCACUGGUGCUCCUUCAACUGGCGCUCCCUCCACCGGCGCCCCAUCUGACAACGGCCCCUCCGACAACACCCCAGCCCCCAAGCCCGAGCCCACCAACGUCACCCCCGAGGCCGCUCCUUCCGCCACUCCUUCCGCCCCCGCCGCUGGCGCUGGUGAGAAGAAGUACACCCUCGAGACCUUUAUUGCCUUCCUUGAGGAGGAGGCUGGUGCCGAGAAGGCGGCCAAGAUCCGCCGUAUGAUUGAGGCUCUUCUCUAA